AUGGAGUGCGCGACUUGCAAAAAGCCCGCCACUCUAGCAUGUAGUGGAUGCAAAGGAGCUACUGUCCUCGAAGGCGACGCUCCUUCCGUUCACUAUUGCAACGCGGGGUGCCAGAAAGCCAACUGGACUCAGCACAAAGCAACUUGUCGACGUCUUCAAGAUCGUAUUGUCCUCUAUAGCGUCGUAGAGAUGGCUCAGAGGCUAUUCUACGUCAAUCGUGAAUUGACUUGGAUCUACCUCGACAUUGAGAAGGUCGAGAAGACAAGCGAUCGAAUGGAAACCACCUGGCCCGCAGAUUACCGGGUCUUUCCCUCCCAACUCGUAUCAUCCAAGGAAGACAAGAAUUCAAUAUUGGUCUUCCUUGCUUGUAUAGAGGGAUAUAUGUGGACUGUGGAAUUCGUCGAGGGCAUGCUAAAGGGGAUCGUCACUACUUCGACUCAUGUCGUUUACAAGACCAAAAACGACAAGCUGCGCACACGUUGCUAUUCAAUGACAACCCCUAUUGAAGAAAUUGUGCGUGAUACUGGUGGAAUCACCCACGAGAUGUUGAAGGUCACGUUGCGCUCAGGAGAGGUGUUUGCGGUCGAUAUCACAGGCGCCCAGUAUGGAUACAAUGAGCCCGUCACGCCUUGGACCAAAUACCAAAACGAUCGGAUUCUCUUCCAGUAUCCAGAGAGUGGUCAGCCUGCUCCGCGCCCUUAUCGGCUACUGCAAGUCAACGAUUACAGCCUCCAGAAGCUCAUCUACUUCUGCAAGAAGAUGGCUGGGGACAAAACUGCGGAGGAGGCCAUACCUUUUGUUUUUGCAGGUACCCUCAAGGCAAUGAACCUCCGCAUACUCGGUUGGCAAGGUAACGAGAAGCUCAGUCUCAGAGAUAUGUGGAAGCUGCCAGAGAAAACGUUGCGCGUGAAGCUCAAUGAUCUGAUAGAUUUCGUUGAGUGGAGUUUUCAUGGUAUUGUUCAGUAUCCUUGGUCAACUGUCAAUGGAAAGAGAUUGGCCACGGAGAACAAGCAUUCUUGGGUAUACGGGAAGAAAUGA
Hyaloscypha bicolor E is the source of this 1038-nucleotide messenger RNA. RefSeq lists its product as uncharacterized. Lineage: Eukaryota; Fungi; Ascomycota; Leotiomycetes; Helotiales; Hyaloscyphaceae. Bases 1 to 1038 code for a protein of 345 amino acids. The record is from RefSeq and is a predicted model, not a curated record. The transcript is spliced from 3 exons.